GAGGAGCCGCUCUCCUCUCACCUGCAAAAACGAGCUGACGACGCGGAUACAGCCGAGAGAGACUCGUCGUUUAAAACAGACCAAAAAAAAAAAAAACCUUCCAAGAAAGUGGGAUACAAGUGGCCAACCACGCGAGCGCCAGCGACAGCAGCCGGUGCCUUCAUGUACAUCGUUGUAAAAAGUCAUAAUCCUCUCUCCCUCCUUCCGGGUUAAAAUGGAGGCGACCAGAAACAAGGUGCCUUUACAUGGACCCCUGCGGGACGCACUGGGAGACCGGGAUGUCCUCAACAUGAUCCAGUUGUUGAGAGCCGAGGGAGUCAACGCUGAACACGUUCCUCCUGAAAAAGGCGUUAGCGAGGAGCUGCGAGUAGAAGACAACAGGCUGGCGGAAGCUUCAAAGAUUUUUAAAGAACAGCUUUUCCUCUCUGUGGAUGAUGAAGAAGGCAUUCCAUCUUCUUCAUGCGUACACAUGCAGUCCAGAGGUGAGCACUUUACGCAGCACACAGCAGUGCAGAUUGGGCACAUCAUCAGUGGCGUGACGAGUGUCAGCACUGAUACUGACGGAACCUUUUCGGACCAUCUACUGGCCGCCGCGGACGCACCGCCGCCGCCGCCUUUGGAAGGGCCCCCUGCGGCCAUGUUGGUGCCCGACGCCCACGCCACGGACCCUCCCUUGUACACCUGCAGCCUCAGUCCCAGCCACGUGUCUCUGGAGGUGGACAGCGAGGAUGACGAGGUGGAGUCGAGGAUCCUGUCGUCGCCGCCCUCGUCCACCGUCGAGAGAAACAGUGACACCGGCCCGCCUUGCGCUCGCAGCCUCUCCACCUCCUCGGCGUGUGAACCUGUCCCCAAUAAGCUGAGUGAGUCGGCAAUGCGAUUGCGCUCCUAUUCCUACUCGUCCGCCAAAAUCCCAUCACGUCCUCCUCGCUUCGGCCGGGAUGCCAGCAGCCCAGAUGCCCCGCCCCACGGCGGCAGCCAUAGCCGAUCUCUCCUUCAGGCGCUCUCUCUGUCUAUAUCUCUCUCCCUGCUACACCCGGCUAAGCAAAGAGCCUCAGAGUCACAGUCCCAUGAGAAGAGGGAGUUUCGCUCCCGUCACGACGGUAACGAGGGCGGUGCGGCGCCAGUGGAAUCCCUGCGACAUCUCACCCUAUCUGAGUUCCUCAAAGAGAUUGAAGAGGAACAGGACAGGAACGUGUCCAACAUCCCGACCAAGGCCGAUUCGGACAAGUACAAAGUCAUUCGCACCUUCAGUUUCCUCAAGAGCAAGAUGUCCAAUACGCGCAACAAGACCAAGACCAAAGGGAAGGACCAAGAGAGCAAGGACAGACGAACCACGGCGCGGCACUUUUUCGCCAACACCUGUGUAUCUCCCACCACGUGCGUGGUGUGCGACAAGCCAGUGUUCGGAAAAGACCUUCUGCAUUGCGCUGCCUGCACUGCCACAGUCCAUAAAGCCUGCAAGGAGUCGAUCCCACCGUGUUUUAAGGAGCUCCAGGAGAAGAAUGCGGUUAUUACGGUGAAGAGCAGGACGGCAUCUCUCCCGCAGAAUUUCACCAUAAGAGAGAGUCCUCCUCAAUGCGCGAUGCCACCGUUGGGCUCCAAAGAUCCGGCGCCCUCCGGUUCUCUUGCUGGAAACGACGGUGGUCUCAGCGAGAGCUCAGAGUCGGAGAUGGACACCGCGAAGCCGAGCUGUCGAUCUGAGGAGCUCCAGACCACGUCCUGCAAUGAUUGGACCCCAGGGGAAGACUACAGCGACCUCGCUGCCGACGCCGCCGAUUACGAGGCGGAGUCGUGGAGUUUGACGGUGGAGCACAACUUCUGCAAGAAGCAGGACAAGCGCGCUGUCAAGAGGCAGGACGUCAUCUACGAGCUGAUGCAGACGGAGCUUCACCACCUCCAGACGCUGCACAUCAUGGCGGCGGUGUUCCGCCGAGGCUUGCGGGAAGAAGUGCAGCUGGACGGCAAGGCACUGGAGCGCCUCUUCCCCUGUCUGGACCAGCUGCUAACGCUCCACCGCGCUUUCUUCGCCGCCUUGAAGGAUCGACGGCACAACUCGGCGCAGCCGCGUGAACACAAGAACUACCUCAUGCAGCGCGUCGGAGAUGUGCUGCUGCACCAGUUUUCAGACGAGAGCGGCGAGAAGAUGCGGCGCGUCUAUGGGGAAUUCUGCAGCCGGCACAGCGAAGCGGUCGGCUUGUUCAAGGAGCUCCUGCAGAACAACAAGCGGUUUCACAACUUUGUCAAGCAACAAGGAGGUAACUCUCUGGUGCGACGACGGGAGAUCCCAGAAUGCAUCCUGCUGGUCACCCAAAGGAUCACCAAGUAUCCCGUCCUGUUGGAGCGGAUCCUGCAGUACACGCAAGAGGGCACAGCGGAACACGCCGACCUGUCGGCGACGCUGGCGCGCAUGCGCCAGCUGAUCGCCGCCGUGGAGCUGCGGGUGAGCGAGUACGAGCGGCGGCGGCAGCUGCGGGACGUGUGGAGCCGCACGGAGAGCCGCAGCACGGCCAAGCUCAAGAACGGGCGCACCCUACGCAAGCAGGACAUGAUGGGCCAGACGCUCAAGCACCAGGGCGCCCUCCUGUGGAAGACGGCCACCGGGAGACUCAAAGACGUCCUGGCUCUCCUGCUCACCGACUCCCUGGUCUUCCUGCAAGAGAAGGACCAGAAGUACACCUUCGCCGCUGUGGACCACAAGCCUCCCGUCAUCGCGCUGCAGAAGCUGAUCGUACGCGAGGUGGCCAACGAGGAGCGCGGCAUGUUCCUGAUCAGCGCCUCGGCCAGCGGGCCCGAGAUGUACGAGGUCCGCGCCGCGUCCAAAGAGGAACGCGACGCCUGGAUGAGGAUUGUUCACCAGGCCGUGGAGAGCUGUCCCAAAGAAGAGGAGGAAUACUCGAGCGAGUCAGAAGAGGAGAAGCGUGUCGCCGAGGCUCGCUUUCAAAAGGUCCAGAAAUUGCAAGAGAGUCUGACAAGCCGGGACCAGCAGAUCUGCUCCGGCCUGGAGGACAAGCUGCGGACGUACGCGGCGCUCUCGGCGGGCGCGGCGCCCGGCGAGCCGCGGCUGCUCGUGCUGCCGCGCACGGACGAGCUGCCGCGGGCCAGCGUGCUGCUGGCCGCCGCGCUGCGAGAAGCCGAGAACCUGAAGCACACGCUGGAGUCCAGAUCCGGACGCAGCCCGGACUCGGGCGGAGACUCUGCGUUCGCCGGAAGUCCCGUCACCCCUCCGGAACAGCCGCCCGACAGAGAGGCGGCUUCACCCGCGGACCACGAGACCGUUCAGUUUCCAUCACCGACUCACCUGCAAAGUGAUGACUUCAACGUACGCAGCAAAGCACCCAUAAAGAUACAAAUACAGAGGAGAAGAUGGAUUGCUCGCAGUGUGCAGAGCCUCACGCAGCUGCUCUACAGUCUGCAGGCCGCGGUGACCAUCCAGGACAGCUGCUACGAGCUGCAGAGGUUCCUCCUCCGCGAAGCCGGGCUCCCGCCCCAGCGCCCGCCGAGCGCCCGCGGCGCCGGCGACCGACGAGUCGCGCGGCGCCACCUGGAGAAGUGCAAGGACGACGCGGGGAGGAACCGGGAGUGCUGGGAGAGGGAGCGCCAGGCUCGGGAGAUCCGGCUGGGCGAGAAGGAGAGCGGCGUGGACGAGCGGGAGCGCCGGUGCCUUCUGCUGGCCGAGGAGCUGCGGCGCGAGCGCGAGGAGCUGGAGCGGCAGCAGGAGGAGUACCGGAACAAUCUGGAGAGGCUCCGGCAGGGCCAGAGGAGCAUGGAGAGGGAGCGAGAGCGUCUGGAGAAGCACCGGAAGGUUCUCCACACGUGGAGGCACGGCCGGCAGAGGAGCCUGCCCGACGGCAUCAUCCCGCUGGACGGGCAGAAGAACUCAAGUGUGGGAAACGACGACGUGUUUGCGACCGGGUCGUCGUCGUCGCCCGGCGGAGGCCUCGUCACAAUCUGCAACAACAACAAGCGCAAAGGAAGCGACGGCAGCGCGCACAGUUGCCUCAACACGCUGCUGGCCAUGUCCAACAGCAGAACAUCAGUCGCCCCCGACACCUCCACCCUCAGUCCCGACGCGUACGGACGGCGCUGGACGACGGCGGGCGCUUUGUUUGAUCAGCGCCACACGGGCGAGGCCUGGCCGUCAUCGGCGAGUGAUGGCGGCAAGUCGUACCCGCCGCCAUUGCUAACCCCUGACCUUGGGUGGCCGGUUUCCAUGGAGACGGGCGGCGACGAGGAGGUCCGAGAGGAAACGGUUGUGUACCUCUGAACAGAGAUCGUGUUUAAAUGUGCUUACUUAUGUGUGGCAUCAUUUACAUUAUCAUGAGUCCUGUAAAAUUUGUUACAUUAUUUUCAUCAUCCCCCCCCCCCAAAAAAAAUUGUUUAAUUUCAAUGUAUUUAUUCAUUUUCAAAUAGCUCAUGAAAUAAUUGGUUAAUUUAUUGUAAAUAAAAUACUAAAAAAAAAAUAAUUAUAAUAAAUAAUAAAAAUAGUAAAUGCCUUUUAGUU
This is a messenger RNA of Phyllopteryx taeniolatus (common seadragon), 4501 nucleotides long. RefSeq names its product Rho guanine nucleotide exchange factor (GEF) 28a (gene arhgef28a). Gene Ontology annotation, biological process: regulation of Rho protein signal transduction. NCBI's taxonomy places the organism in Eukaryota, Metazoa, Chordata, Actinopteri, Syngnathiformes, Syngnathidae. Gene Ontology annotation, molecular function: guanyl-nucleotide exchange factor activity. Bases 215 to 4264 code for a protein of 1349 amino acids. The record is from RefSeq and is a predicted model, not a curated record. The transcript has 33 exons.